AUGCCAACGAUGUCGGACUUCAAGGACACCGCCGUCGCUCAGACUACAACCAGUCAAGCCAAUAGCCAGAAGGGUACGCAGCCUGACAAAGCUCACUACGACGCCACCCAUCCAACGAAAGACGACGUCUACAUCGGAUCUGGCUCAGCCUCUACUACCACCGAUGAAGAUGGCGCUGAUUUCAAGAAGAACCCAUUCUUGGAUCCGGAUGUAGCUGAGCAUUGGGCCACUGUCUAUGAGAAGUCUCAAUAUGAGUGUCGAGGGGCAUUUGAUCCUACAUUUACGUGGACGGAUGAGGAGGAACGAAAGCUUGUUCGUCGCUUGGACUGGAGAGUCUGUCUCUGGGCAUGCGUGAUGUUCUUUGGUCUGCAAGUUGAUCGUGGGAACCUUGUUCAGGCUGUCUCGGAUAACAUGCUCAAUGACUUGAACUUGACCACGAAUGACUACAAUUUUGGCAAUGUCAUUUUCCUGUUCUCGUUCCUGCUUGCAGAGCUACCGUCACAACUGGUUUCGAAGAAGAUAGGUCCCGAUCGAUGGAUUCCGAUGCAAAUCACGCUUUGGUCUAUUGUUGCCAUGUCUCAAAGUGCUCUUUCUGGAAAAAGGAGUUUCUAUGCCACACGUAGUAUCUUGGGUCUCUUAGAGGGUGGGUUUAUUCCGGAUAUCGUGCUCUGGCUGUCAUACUUCUACACCUCAAGAGAAUUGCCGACCCGUCUCAGUUUCUUUUGGACAACCCUUUCCACGACCACAAUCAUUACCUCCAUUUUGGCAUUUGCUUUGCUCCAUAUGCGUGGUGUAGCUGGCUGGGCGGGAUGGAGAUGGCUUUUCCUCAUCGAAGGAGGAAUCACUUUACUCGUUGGCUUGUCCUCCUUCUUCAUGAUGCCAGCAUCUGCCGUCCAAACCAAAGCAUGGUACAGACCAAAGGGAUGGUUCACAGAUCGUGAGGUCAAGAUCGUCGUCAAUCGUAUUCUUCGCGACGACCCCUCCAAAGGCGACAUGCACAACCGUCAAGCCAUUACGCCACGCAGACUCUGGAACGCAGCUCGUGAUUACGAUCUCUGGCCGUUGUAUGCCAUUGGACUUAUCGCAUACAUUCCUCAAGCACCAACAGCUACGUACAUCACCUUGACGCUGAAGUCCCUUGGUUUCUCCACCUUCAAUACCAAUCUCUUGACGAUCCCAUACUCCGUCUUCCACAUCAUAACUCUCCUUUUGAUCACACAGCUCUCGGAGCGCACAAAUGAGCGUACUCUAGUCGCCAUGCUCCAACCAAUCUGGACACUACCCUGUAUUAUCGCUCUUCGUUUCUGGCCCGGAGCACUGAAAGAAGCCUGGGGAACUUACGCGCUCGUCACCGUCCUCCUCUCAUACCCCUACUGCCACGCCAUCCUCGUCGGCUGGACAUCCAAGAACUCCAAUAACGUCGGUACGCGCUCCGUCUCAGCAGCGUUCUACAACAUGGCCGUUCAGCUCGGCAACAUCUGCUCCAAUUUCAUCUAUCGCCAAGACGACAAGCCUUUGUACCAUCGUGGAAACACGAACUUGUUGAUCAUCAACUUUUUGAGUAUUGGGAUCUUCUUGGCUACGAAGGUGUAUUAUGUGUAUAGAAAUAAGCAGAGGGAUCGUGUGUGGAAUGCGAUGAGCGCGGAUGAACAGAGGGAUUACAAGCGCAAUACGACUCUUUCAGGGUCGAGGAGGUUGGAUUUCAGAUUUGCUCAUUGA
Molecule: messenger RNA, 1719 nt
Organism: Cadophora gregata
Lineage: Eukaryota; Fungi; Ascomycota; Leotiomycetes; Helotiales; Ploettnerulaceae
Exons: 5
Coding region: 1-1719 (572 amino acids)
Biological process (GO): transmembrane transport
Cellular component (GO): membrane
Molecular function (GO): transmembrane transporter activity
Source: RefSeq, a predicted model, not a curated record